Messenger RNA from Mobula hypostoma (lesser devil ray), 1553 nucleotides. It is a transcript of the gene atoh1a, whose product is annotated as atonal bHLH transcription factor 1a. Gene Ontology annotation, biological process: positive regulation of transcription by RNA polymerase II; axon development; sensory organ development. The transcript has a single exon. Gene Ontology annotation, molecular function: DNA-binding transcription factor activity, RNA polymerase II-specific; protein dimerization activity; E-box binding. Bases 184 to 1038 code for a protein of 284 amino acids. Gene Ontology annotation, cellular component: nucleus. NCBI's taxonomy places the organism in Eukaryota, Metazoa, Chordata, Chondrichthyes, Myliobatiformes, Myliobatidae. The record is from RefSeq and is a predicted model, not a curated record.
CUGCACACACUUCGUGCGAGUGUGCGUGCAUAGUGCUUACUCUGCAAUUGUAUUUCACGUGCAUACACGCGCUAGGUCCAAAAGCACCAGCGCUUGAGGUGGCAGCAAAGUUAUUUGACAAAACUUUUCCCGUUUAUUUUUGAGCUUUUUGUCUUGCAUUUUGUUUUAUUCCAUCCCGUUGCAAUGAGCCAAAUGCAUUCAGAAGACUGGACGGGGAUGAAGGAACUGGCGACCGACAGGUGUGUACAGCAAACGGAUCCGCGGUACCCGGCGCCGGCGGCUGUCGCUCCGCUCUCUCUGCUGGACACCGAUCCGAGGGGUUGGCUCGCGCCCAGUUUGCAAAGCACCUGCCCGGCUCACGGGGACUACCUGGCACCUGGGCCGUCGGACGAGCUGCUGCUGCUAGAGCCCGGAACGGAGCUGGAGCCACCGUUGCAAUGCAAGAGCCCGCAGCUCAAAGUACGGGAGCUUUGUAAGCUGAAGGGCGUGGGUUUGCAGGAGCUGGGCUGCCGGCAGCGGGCUCCGCCGAGCAGGCAUGUGAGCGGCGUGCAGAAACAGAGGAGGCUGGCGGCCAACGCCAGGGAGAGGAGGAGAAUGCACGGUUUGAACCACGCCUUCGAUCAGCUACGGAACGUCAUCCCGUCGUUCAACAACGACAAGAAGCUGUCCAAGUACGAGACUUUGCAGAUGGCGCAGAUUUACAUCAGCGCACUGGCCGAACUGUUGCAAGGAGGGGGCGAGCCCGGACCCAAGGGCGAGGCUUCGUCCCGGGCUGCAGGCAUCGCCACUCCGGGCUGCAGGCGUCACUCGCACACGGCUUUCCCUGUGCAGUUCUCCUUCCAGGAGGGGGGUCCGCUGGACCUAUCACAGGACGAGGUGGCCACCCAGGACAACAGCAAGACCUCCCCACGCUCUCACCGGAGUGACGGCGAGUUCUCCCCGCAUUCCCACUAUAGUGACUCUGAAGAUGUUCCCUUAGACUUGCAGAGCGAAGACGAAGAACUAUCUGGACUGCAACAGCCCCCGAAUUACCAAUAAAUGCAACAAGUGCAAGGGGAAAAAUAUUCCGUCUUCCAUUACUCUUUUUUGUUUUGCUCUGAUGCUGAAUGCUAAUAGAAUAUUUUUGUUUUUUAAUGUAAAAAUAUGCUAAUUUUAUACGAAUUCCAUAUGGGUGGAUGAUGUUUCAAAAAUGUACGCACUUUAAAAAAGAACUCAGCCCGGGAACUGAAACUGCCAAUUUCUAUCGUUGAAAUAUUUAAGUAGCUACCUUGCAUUACUGUGUUUUAUAUAUAGAUUAUAUUAUAUGGUUCGAGACGUGUUAAGCAUUUUGUCUCCAAGUCGCCGUCUGUGUUUUGGCGGCUGGAAAUAUAGAAUUAUUAUUUAUUGCUAUUUGGAGUGUAUUUUUCUCGAUUGCUUUGAGUCUGUGUGUUCAUUAAAUGAGUAAUUUUUUUAAAAAAAUAAUUUCAACCGCGCAGAUGGAUAAAUGCAUCGUUUUAACGGACAAUUUCGUUUAAAUUUAGCAAUCCUUCGCUACCGUUUGUGUACUGUUACGU